CCGGCGAUGAUUAUAACGUCUCUUGUUUUUCCUUUCCUAUGUACUUUUUUCCUCUCUCUCUCAUUUUAAUUCUUUUCUGUAAUAAUCUUCUUUUUCUUUCGUGAAGCCACAUCACAUUCAGCCAGCCACACCACCUACAUAUUUUUCACAUUAUCACCCAUCACCGCGACACUCUACCAUAGCGUAGACGUAUCUCCUUUCUUUGGGUCUUUCUACAUCCCGUAUCUUUACUCAGGCUCAUUUUAUUACAACAAACACACAAAGCAUCUUUAAUAAUAUGCAAAAUAUUCACGGAUGGGCACACCUCUGUUUUCUCUCUCCCUGUUAUAUCGACGACGAUCACAAUAGCGAGGGCGUGAUCUUUCGCGAGUUUCGCGGCCAUGUCAUUAGUACCAUCAGCACAGCAGAUCCCACAAGAAGCACUAUGAACACGACAUUUGGCAUUGCCGGUGUUUAUGAACCCAAUCACGAAGAUCCCAAACAUAACGACUGCAUGGACCCUGUCUUAUUUUAUCAGACGACGUUGAAAGGUUAUAACAACAGCAGUGAACAACGACAAAGCAUACCCAUAACCACUAGUAAUUCUUUCCUGGUACGACGCGUCACUGGAGAUGAUGCUGCGGGCCUCAGCACAGAACCUCAAGAUAAUCCAGACGAGCAAUGCUUACACUUUGAGACGGAAAACUUUCUUGUUGGAACAAAAGCAGUGGAACAUGUAAAAAAGUAUUUGGGCGAGCAUGUACUAUUGACGAUGGCAGGAGGAAAAACAGAUGCGGAGGGUGAGCAAGAGGCUGUAGUGUGUAUCGGUAAAAUUGAUAUAACAAUAAAAUAAGACCAGAAAAAGCACUUUUAAAAGACAUCCAUUGUGUCGCAAGUAUUGCAGACGCCAAGGAUAGAGGUUCCAUCACUCCCUGGUUCAGGAGCAUAAACGAUGCGACCUGGGCAUUGUUGACUAUGUUGGAUGACUGCAUUUUGAAUAGCUCGAAAGGUCUAUGAAACUUGGGGUCAGCC
This is a messenger RNA of Zychaea mexicana, 1011 nucleotides long. RefSeq lists its product as uncharacterized. Lineage: Eukaryota; Fungi; Mucoromycota; Mucoromycetes; Mucorales; Lichtheimiaceae. The transcript has a single exon. The record is from RefSeq and is a predicted model, not a curated record. Bases 278 to 832 code for a protein of 184 amino acids.